This is a messenger RNA of Penicillium waksmanii, 2361 nucleotides long. Its product is annotated as protein kinase COQ8. The record is from RefSeq and is a predicted model, not a curated record. Gene Ontology annotation, molecular function: kinase activity. The coding region runs from base 1 to 2361 and encodes 786 amino acids. Gene Ontology annotation, cellular component: extrinsic component of mitochondrial inner membrane. The transcript has a single exon. Gene Ontology annotation, biological process: ubiquinone biosynthetic process. Lineage: Eukaryota; Fungi; Ascomycota; Eurotiomycetes; Eurotiales; Aspergillaceae.
AUGUCAGGCAGACGUCUGCUGGACACCGUCCAGUUCCUCAAUGUCUCCAAGACCAUCGCUCUGAAACAUCUAGGUAUUCGCCAACGCCAACUCGAUGUCUAUACGCGAACUUCCUCCCUUACCAAGGGCAUCAAGGCCCAAACGGAUGGGUUGAUCUUGACCGCACAAGCCGCGGCCGCUUUAGCUCGUCGGUUCGACGACUCGCCACCGACCCCAUCUCCCUCUCCCUCUGCUCCUUCGCCGGGCACCGCAUCCCCCGAAGCUUCGGCCAACUCCUCCCCCAGCCCCCAUUCUUCCACUGCAACCUCAACCUCAACCCCUGAGAAUACCGGUGCAGCCACUCGAGCCUUGCAGCCUGAGGCUGAAGCUCAAUUUCAGAUCCCGGCUUCUGCCGCCCAAUAUACUGGCAACGAGACACGGACACCUGGCAGCCUGAACGUCAGCCAACAACAAGAUGUCUUUUACGAACCUUCGCGGCAGACCUCGCAGACUGAUUCCGAUCUAUCCGGACUCCCCCGAGUAAAGCUGCCCAAGGCAUCUGGCACGGUCCAAGUCCAAGCUAGUGUCGGCGAAGGGCUGAAUGCCGAUGUGUUUCAUUCCGCCGAGCGCCCGGAAAAGUCGGCAUCGGCAUCGGCGGAGGUGGAGUCACACCAGAGUGAGAUCCCGGAUGGAAUGAUCGAAGGUCUAUUCCAUAGCCCGAGGGUCUCACGUAUGCUAGCGGGCAAGCCGAAGCCGAAACGAGAUUGGAUUCCUGCUGCGAAGCCUAAUACGCCAAAGAAAACGACAACUGCCGAGGCCGAGAUCCUGAGCCAGGGCCAGGGCCUCGAGGCCCAUGAGAUCCCGGAAUUAUUGCAGGAAUUGGACGCUGCUGGAUAUCGCACUGCAACUACUGAACCCGUCACCGUCGUACCGGAUGCCGCAUCCACAUCCACACCCACACCCACACCCACACCCACUCAGGUCCCCACUGCCGAGGGGCUGGGGGAGGCGAUCGGAGAGAAGGUUCAGGCCGUCCCUUAUCAGAUGAUGGAGUCUCGCGUGCCAUCCUCUCGAUUUGCUCGAAUGUGGCAGUAUGGUGGGCUAGCGACCUCAAUGGCAUUUGGCGCCGUCGGCGAGACCCUCCGCCGAGCAACAGGCAGCCAAGACAACGGUUCCUCAAUCAUGUUCAGUGCGGGGAACACAGAACGAAUGGUCGCCAAGCUAUCCAAAAUGCGCGGCGCAGCUCUAAAACUUGGCCAAAUGCUCAGUAUCCAAGACUCAAACAUGCUCCCCGAGCCCAUCCAGCAGGUCCUUCAGCGCGUUCAAGACCGCGCAGACUACAUGCCCGCAUCCCAGCGUGACAAAGUAUUGGCUGAUAACUUGGGCCCGAACUGGCGAGACCUCUUCUCCUCUUUCAACGAGAUCCCCAUGGCCGCCGCAUCAAUCGGCCAAGUUCACUCCGCCGUCCUCAAAUCCACCGGCAAACCCGUCGCCGUAAAAGUCCAGUACCCCGGCGUCGCCGACUCGAUCGACUCAGACCUCAAUAACCUCUCAAUCCUGCUGACAGCCUCCCGCCUCCUCCCCCGCGGCCUGUACCUGGACAAGACAAUCGCCAACGCCCGCACAGAACUCGCAUGGGAAUGUGAUUAUAUCCGCGAAGCCGAGGCCGCCACUCGCUUCCGCAGCCUCCUCGCCAACGACCCCGUCUUCGUCGUACCGGAGAUCUUCCCCGAAGCCUCGGGCAAACAAGUCCUAACAAUGGAAAUGCUGGACGGAGUAGCUGUAACCAAGAUCCAAGAUUUCACCCAAGAUCAACGAGACUGGAUAGGCACCCAACUCAUGCGCCUAUGUCUACGCGAAAUUGCGGAAUUCCGCUAUAUGCAAACUGAUCCCAAUUGGACGAAUUUCCUCUACAACGCGCAAACAAAUCGACUCGAAUUACUCGACUUUGGCGCCAGUCGCGAAUAUCCGGCCGAAUUCAUAAGUACUUAUGUGCGUACGCUUAUUGCUGCGUCCAAGAAUGAUCGCGUCUCUUGUAAGAGGCUUAGUACUGAGAUGGGAUAUCUUACGGGCUAUGAGUCGGAGGUCAUGGCCGAUGCGCAUGUUUCUUCGCUUGUGAUUAUUGCCGAGCCGUUUAUGGAGAGUUCGGGGGAUGUUUAUGAUUUCAGGGAUCAGACUAUUACUGAUCGGGUUAGGGCUUUGAUCCCUAUUAUGCUCCGGGAACGGCUUAGUCCGCCUCCUGAGGAGACUUAUAGUUUGCAUCGGAAGUUGAGUGGGGCUUUCUUGCUUUGUGCUAGACUUGGGAGUCGGGUUCCUUGUAAGGAGUUGUUUAGGGAGAUUGUUAAGAAGGCGGAGGUGGAUGGAUUGGAUGGGAAGAAGUGA